AGAUAUAAGAUUACAAUUUCAUAAUUUUCCAAAAAUAAACAUGCAGAGGAUCGUCAAAAUUACAUAUGUAUAGUGAGUGUGGGUGUGAGAUGUAAAGCGCGAUGACACCGAGUAUUUAACACUAAGAGACGCCCGCGCCGCCCGCUCAGUCGCACGCCGCCCGCGACGCAAACGCAGGCUCUCGCGGAAACUUAUCUAUCAUCUAAAACCUAAUUCUAGAGCUGCUGAUGAAAUAAGCUCCCCGGUAUGGGGUGGAACACGGUUCUCUGGAGCGCACUGUGGUUGUUAUGUACACACACAGUCGCCUCCCCGCGAUCCGACAACUUAUCCUUCGUGAGAAGUGCCGUGGAGACGGUGCCUGAACAUGACCCAAUACCCGCGCCUAUACGAGCGUCAGUUGAAAGCAUUCCUCUGAGAAGUCUUCGAGAUGAAGGGGAUGAAAGACUGCCAUUGCGUGAUGCAGUAGAAAAGAGACCCAUUGCUGUACUAAGCGACGAAUCCUUGCGCGUAAAUGUAGAGGACGUUGAAGAUAUUCCAGCAGGAGAUGCGGACAACUUCAGACAAUAUUAUGGCGCGGCAAAUUACUUGAACAAGUUCCAGCUAGGAAACGCUAAUCUACAAGAGAUGCAGCAGACGCCCACUGGUCCAGCAACAAAGAGACUGAUAGUGUGCUACAUGGAGUCAUGGGCGGCAUACCGGGUGCCUCCGCUCGCGUUCACUGCCAGCCUAGUACCUCGCACCUGCACGCACCUCCAUUAUGCCUUCGCUGUAAUGCAUCCGCACACCUAUGCUUUGAUGCCGGCAAAUGAAGAUUAUGAUCUGAUCAAGGGCGGAUACCGAAUUGCGACAGGUUUAAAGCGAAGAAAAACAGGCCUUAAAGUGAUGUUAAGUGUCGGAGGCGACGGAACCGAUCGGCUGUUCAGCGAAAUGGUGCAAGAGUCCAAUAGACGAAGCAACUUCAUAGACAGCGCAGUCAGCUUCUUGAGGGAACACGAUUUCGACGGUCUCGAUCUUCAUUGGGUUUAUCCAGGUGAACGAGACGAGGAAGAAAAAGACAUGUUUACAUCCCUUCUGUACGAACUGCGAGAGAAAAUGUCGCCAUACGGACUUCUACUUUCUACGGUCUUACCUCCAUUCAGGUAUCAGAUCGAAGACGGAUACGACCUAGCUGCCGUCAGCGGCGCGACCGACUACGUGACUCUGCAGGCGUGGGACAUGACGCACGGGAAACGGGACGAGCCUCCAGCGAAGGCUGUCCAGCAUAGCGCCCUGCACCACGACCCCGGCGCUGCGUCUAGGGACCAGCGAUACGAUAACAUUGAAUUCAUGGUUAAAUACAUCCUUCGUCAUGGCAUGGCUCCCGAGAAGCUAGUACUCGGUGUGCCUUUGUUCGGCCGGAGCUACACUCUGACAAGCUCCACGCUGCCUUCGCCCGGCGCCCCAAUCAGCGGUUGGGGCCAAGAGGGGCCUUACACGCAAACUAAAGGACUACUGGCUUACUUUGAGAUAUGCAUAUCUGAACGCGAAGGUAAAGGAGUAACCGGGACCGACGAAGCCGGUAAUGCUUACGCCGUGUUUGAUGACCAGUGGGUUACAUAUGAUUCACAAACAACUAUUGCCGAAAAGAUGAGAUUCAUCAUGAACUUGGGCUUGGCUGGUGCAGCGGCCUGGGCUAUAGAUAUGGAUGACUUUCGUGGACUGUGCGGCUCACCCUUCCCCUUACUAAGCACGAUGUCAACAAUGUUAAGCAAUGAACCCGUCCAAAGUGAUCAAUCUUCCUUAAAAAUUGGUUCCUGUGAGUCGAUGAUGCCUUACCUGGCGUCGGAUGAAGAUUCUUGCGCCCAUUUCCACUUCUGCACCGGCGGUAUUAACUUCAGGAUGGUUUGCGAAGAUGAACGUCUUUACGAUCCUUCCACGGGCUUCUGCGGACACCAGGAUGUUACCAAGUGUCUACCGGGUCAAAGCCUGAGGAUCAGCGUGGAGGAAGCAGCACGAUUAUUACCUCAUGCAUAUGAUAAUGAUUUCGAGUGGAGUGACCAAGUAAAUAAUGACAUGAUGAUGAAUAGAGAACCAGUUCAAUUUAUUUCAAUGGCUGAAAAUUUCAAAAAGAAAAAAACACACCAGAAGAAAAAAAUUGGCAAUCAGUCAAGAAAGCGAGAUCAGGAUGAAGACAUUUUCGCUACAUACAAUAUCAAUUCCAGAGUAUCAAGAGAAGGUCCCGAAAACAACAAACGGGUAGUGUGCUACAUGACCAGCUGGGCUUUCUAUCGGCGCGGCGACGGUAAAUUCGUUCCAGAGCAAAUUGACACCAGACUUUGCACACACAUAGUUUACGCUUACGGGUCAUUGUCACCUGAUGAACUCGUCGCUAAAGAGUUCGACCCAUGGACUGAUAUCACCAACAAUUUAUAUGAACGUGUAACAUCUCUGAAAGACGUGACAGUCCUAUUAGGAUUGGGAGGGUGGACAGACUCUGCCGGAGAUAAAUAUUCGCGUCUAGUAUCCUCGAGUGCUGCCCGAGCGAAGUUUACAGAAAAGCUGGUGUCUUUCUUACGCAUGCACAACUUCCGAGGUCUUCACUUAGACUGGAACUAUCCGGUCUGCUGGCAGAGUAAUUGUAAAAAGGGCGCGGCAUCUGAUAAAGCGAAUUACGCAAAAUUAAUACAGGAAGUGGCAAAAGCUUUGCAUGGCGCCGGAAUGGAGCUAGGUGUAGCGAUAUCCGGCUACAAAGAAGUGAUAGAAGCGGCAUACGACCUAGCUACUAUUUCUAAGGCCACCGACUUCCUAAGCGCCAUGACGUAUGACUACCACGGUGGCUGGGAAAGCACUACUGCGCACCACACGCCGUUGGUGCCUUCUCCGAAGGACAAAAUCCCGUACUACUCUAUCGAGUACGCAGUGAAAGCUCUCAUCAGCGGAGGCGCAGACCCAAAGAAAAUACUCCUAGGUUUGUCGUUCUACGGCCAGACGUACAGACUCGCCACGACCGGAUCCAGUGGCCCGGGCUCUGCAGCAUCCGGCCCCGGCGAGCCCGGCGAGUUCACCAAGCAGCCCGGCAUGAUGGCCUACUACGAAAUUUGUUACCGAGUUAAAAAUCUGCGAUGGAAGACUGGACGCCAAGACAGAGCCGGUCCCUACGCGUAUUCAGAAAAUCAAUGGGUGGGUUAUGACGACCCGAAAUCCAUAACUGAAAAGGUAGAAUGGGCUAUUCGCCAAGGUCUGGGUGGGGUGACAGCAUGGGCUAUGGAUCUGGACGACUUCAACAACCGUUGCUGCGGGGAGCCGUGGCCGCUGCUGCGGGCUGCCGGCCGCGCCCUCGGCCGGACCGUGCCGCAGCCCGCGGACGCCUGCGAACGCCCGCCGCAACCCGUCACGCCACCGCCGCCUACGACAACCACCGUCGCGUCUGAUGGAUCCGCCGGCGGCGAUCACGUCCAUCCCGGUCAUGACCACCCGACCACGCAAACCACCUGGCCCGCUUGGAAGCCGGAGAGCACCACCGCCACCACGGCACAGACCUGGUGGUCUCAGCCCACUACCAUGAAGCCAGCCUCCACAACACCUUCGACCGCGCAAACGUGGUGGUCGCAAUCUACCACUACUACGAUGAAGCCCACUACUACAGUCAGAACGACUACUACAAGAAGGACGACCACUCAAUCACCACAAUCUGCGGAAGGCAAACCCUGCACUGCGGGCGAAUACCGUGAGGCAGCAGGCGAUUGCGAGAGUUACCUCCAAUGCGAAGGUGGUGUUUGGCGUAAGCAUCGCUGCGCGCCCGGCCUUCAUUGGUCCACCGCUACUACGCGCUGUGACUGGCCCAGCUUCGCCAAGUGCUCAGCGACUUCAAACAGCGAAUCAACUACAGCUACGAGUACACUCGCACCGAUUACGGCACGACCCCCGCCGAGACCUACCACUACCACCAGACCUCCUACUACCACCAGAGCUACCACUACCACCAGACCUCCUACUACCACCAGAGCUACCACUACCACCAGAGCUACCACGACCACCAGACGCUCUACUACUUCCACUACUACGACUACGCGUACACCAACUACUGAAGCACCAAGUUCUGGGGAUUCUAUGGACGGAACACCAUGUAACGGUCAAACAUACAAGCCCGUAGCCGGAGACUGCAACGCAUACUUGCACUGCGAUGGCUCCGUGUGGCGCCGGCAGCGUUGCGCCCCCGGCCUGCACUGGAGCCCUAAGCAGAACUACUGCGAUUGGCCCAAAUACGCCAAGUGUGAAAGUUCGUCAAGCACUCCGGCUGCCUUGCCGACCCGAACAACUAUUCGACUCCCAACUAGACCCCCUACCACACCUCAGCCAAGCAACAUCCCAGCCGAAGAUAGCUCGUGCGGUUCCGGCGAGUCGAUGACGUCGGCCAGCACCUGCGACGCGUACUUGCUGUGCGUGGGCGGCCGCUGGCGCAAGCAGCAGUGCCCGCCCGGCCUGCACUGGGACAAGCGGACCCACCGCUGCGAUUGGGCUGAGUUCGCCAUGUGCGAUGUCAGACCCGGUGCAACGAAAACUCCGCCUACAUCCACCAAGAGACCACAACAAUGGACCACCUCCAAGAAGCCUACUGAAAACCUCACGACCGCGCCUUCGCGCUGCCAAACGGGCACGUACCACCCGCAUCCUCAAUGCGAGAAGUUCUACGUGUGCGUGAACGGUCAGCUGGUGGCGCAGAGCUGCGCACCCGGGCUGGUGUGGGGACCCAACGGCCAGUGCGACUUCCCGCGCAAGGACUCGUGCGGCGACCGCCGGAACAUGCACCCCGCCGCGCCCGUCUCCAUGCAGCUACAGGACCAGACAACAAUCUGCGAAAAUGGUGAAUACGCCAAGGUUGAAGGAGACUGCACUCGCUACAGACACUGUCUCUUUGGGAAGUUCGAGGAGUUCCCUUGCAGCGCUGGCCUUCAUUGGAAUGAGGAAAAACAAAUCUGCGAUUGGCCCAAGAGCGCAAAAUGCAAAAGCAAGAGUGGAAUGACAACAACGAGACCGAUGGUGGAAAGGCCUUCCAAACCCGCCAUUGAUCACGAGCACACAGAUCACUUUGAACCGGCCCGUCCUGUUGUAUCCACGCCCAAUCCCACACAACCAGAAGUGCCUAAUAAACCAUCUCUUCUGAAAACUAAAUACAAGGUAGUCUGCUACUACACGAACUGGGCGUGGUACCGGCCAGGCCUGGGCAAGUACGGGCCGGAAGAUAUCGACCCAACUCUAUGUACGCACAUCGUCUACGGUUUCGCGGUACUCGGCAGCGAUGGUCUCAUCGCGGCGCAUGAUUCUUGGGCGGACUAUGAUAAUCGUCUAUACGAGCAAGUGGUCGAGUACAAGCGCUACGGUGUCAAAGUUUCCUUGGCUCUGGGCGGCUGGAACGACUCCGAAGGAGACAAAUACUCCAAGCUAGUGAACGAUCCUAUAGCUCGAGCCCGCUUCGUCACGCACGCUGUUCAGUUCAUUGAGACGUACAACUUCGAUGGACUUGACUUAGACUGGGAAUAUCCUAAGUGCUGGCAGGUGGAUUGCUCAAAGGGUCCCGAUUCCGAUAAAGAAGGAUUUUCGGAUCUAGUCCGUGAAUUAUCGGCGGUAAUGAAACCUAAAGGCCUGCUUCUGUCAUCUGCUGUGUCCCCCAACAAGAAGGUCAUAGAUGAGGGCUACGACGUUCCUGUGCUGGCAAGACACCUGGAUUGGAUCGCUGUGAUGACCUACGAUUAUCAUGGACAGUGGGAUAAGAAGACUGGACAUGUGGCGCCACUCUAUUAUCAUCCUGAUGAUGAUAAUACUUAUUUCAACGCUAAUUACACUAUCCACUAUUGGAUGUCCAAAGGCGCGCCAUCAAGAAAACUCGUAAUGGGUAUUCCGAUGUACGGACAAACAUUCACGACCGGUGUCCAGUGGGACACGGAUCCAGACCUGCUUGGUAGAAAAGAUGCUACCGGGUUGAAUGUACCCGCUGUUACAGGAGGUGAAGAGGGCGAAUACACUAGGGCCAAGGGUUUCUUGGCUUAUUAUGAGAUCUGUGAUCGAAUUAGGAAUCAAGGAUGGAUAGUAGAAAAGGAUCCUUAUGGAAGAAUGGGCCCAUACGCUUACAAAGGCAAUCAGUGGGUCGGUUUUGAUGACAUAGAUAUUGUGAAGCAGAAAACGGAGUUUAUUAAGUCUUUAAAUCUUGGAGGCGGUAUGAUUUGGGCACUUGAUCUUGAUGACUUUAGAAACAGAUGUGGACUAGGGAAACACCCAUUGCUCAACACCAUCAAGAAAGGUUUACUGAAUCCAAAAAUAGAAUUGCAGCCCGUUCAACCACAGCCGACCUAUCCAUCGACCACAAGCAGACCAUCGAUAGAUGACUAUGAUGAUCUUGAUGACAUAGAAGUAAGGCCCGGUUAUAACAAACCGACUUGGACGACUACUGUACGUCCUAUGAGACCUACUUCACAAAUGAGCUCUAUUGUUCAAACUACCAAAAAACCUACAGUACCACAUGUUGAAGAAAGAUACAAAGUAGUCUGCUAUUACACCAAUUGGGCGUGGUACAGACCUGGACCAGGAAAAUAUACUCCGAGUGACAUCGAUGCUUCACUGUGCACUCAUGUUGUUUACGCGUUUGCUGUCCUCGACGCUGACACAUUAGUUAUGAAACCACACGACACAUCUUUGGAUAUUGAAAACAAAUUCUAUGAAAAGGUAACUGCCCUAAAGAGCCGAGGCGUGAGGGUCGUAAUUGGUCUAGGCGGCUGGAAUGAUUCUGCUGGCGACAAGUACUCGCGCCUAGUCAACAACCCGUCGGCUAGAAAGAAGUUCGUUGUACACGCGAUUGACUUCAUUGAGCAGUUUGGCUUCGAUGGACUGGACCUGGAUUGGGAGUAUCCUAAGUGCUGGCAAGUGGAAUGCGAAAAGGGACCCUAUUCCGACAAGCAAGGGUUUGCCAGCUUAGUAAAAGAACUUCGCGCUGCUUUCGACCCACGAGGACUUCUUUUAUCUACCGCCGUUUCAGGAAGCAAACGAGUCAUCGAUUAUGCGUACGAUGUGCCAACCUUAUCUAAAAACUUGGACUGGAUAGCACUCAUGACAUACGACUACCACGGCCAAUGGGACAAGAAGACCGGUCACAUUGCGCCCAUGUAUGCUCGCCAAGACGACGAUGACUCUACUUUCAACGCAAACUUCACUGUCAACUACUGGAUCCAGAAAGGUGCAGCUCGACAGAAACUAGUUCUGGGAGUGCCCAUGUACGGGCAGUCUUUCUCUCUCCUGGACAACUCUGCGAACGGCCUGAGCGCACCCGCAGACGCUGGCGGUGAGCCUGGAGACGAGACUAGAGCCAGGGGCUUCUUGGCUUUCUACGAGAUAUGCGAACGUAUUAGAGUUUAUGGCUGGCGAGUGGUCAGAGACCCUGGUGGCCGCAUAGGUCCAUACGCAACGCGCGACGACCAGUGGGUAUCUUUCGACGACGAUUUCAUGGCGCGCCAUAAAGCGGAGUAUGCACGUGCAAUGGGCCUGGGAGGAAAUAUGGUGUGGGCUCUAGACUUGGACGACUUCACGGGCCAGUACUGCGGCUGUGGCAAGAGUCCGCUGUUGAGCAGUAUAAACCACGUGCUAAGGGGCAAGGAGGCUCCACCACCUUGUGAACUUCAGGAAGUACCGGGUGCAACAGUACCAACACCUGUCACAGAAGGCGCAAUAACCGAUACGUCCAGUGAAGCGGAGUCUGGUGAAUCUGCGCCAGCUAUUCCUGAAAUAGACUCCGACAUUGAGACAAGUGGUUAUCUCGAUGGCAGACCUUGCUCUGGAAUGAUGUUUAGAGGCGACGACACUAAUUGCGAUAAAUAUUACCUAUGUUUCAAUGGAGUAUACAUGCAGCUUACUUGUCCGGAUGGUUUACUUUGGAAUGGAAAUCACUGUGAUGAACCACAUAAAUCCCGAUGCAGGACCAAAGCGAAUCUAAGAAUAACUGCUGGGGAAGGAACUGUCGAGGACUCGGAAGAAAAACCAAUUGUUGGGUGUUAUUUCACUGACUGGGCUUAUUACAGACGUGAAAAUGGAAGUUUUGGUCCUGAUCAAUUAGACGUUUCCAUGUGUACCCAUGUUAUUUAUGCCUGGGCCCAUCUUGACAAAAAGUCUUUCAAAUUGAUCCCUGGAAAUCCGGAACUAGACGUAGAGUAUGACUUCUAUGGAAAAGUUACAAGUCUCCGGCAUACUGGAGUGAAGGUGAUCUUGGGCGUCGGUGGUCUCGAAGACUCAGAGGAAGAAAAGUGGCAUGAAAUGGCUUCGACCCCACAAAACAGAAAGAAGUUCAGCAGAUCUGUUUACAAAUUCUUGCGGAAAUGGAAUUUUGAUGGGUUGCAAAUUGCCUGGCAGUAUCCUGGUUGUAAUCAGGUCCCAUGCUCAUCUCAUAGACAACUCGCAGAGCGGGACAACUUCAGCUCAUUGCUGAUAGAGCUAUCGCAAAAGCUUCGGUCUCACGCCAUGGAGUUAUCCACCAUGGUCGCGGCCUCACCUGAAAUAGCUUCUACAGCUUAUGAUCACGCCGUGCUCAAAGAGAAUGUUGACUGGCUAGCAAUCGCUGCUAAUGAUUAUUACACUACUUCCAGUGGACGAACUGGAUAUUUGGUGCCGUUGGAGACAACGGAGCAGUGGGACAAUAACUUCAACACAACUGUGGAAUACUGGUCUAGCGUAGUGCCAGGCAGACAGCUAGUGCUUGGAAUCCCAGCAUAUGCCAGGACGUACUCGCUAAGAACAGUGACCAACCGCGAGGUAGGCGCGCCCGUGUUCGGUCCCGGCGCACCUGGACCCUUCACCGGAGUUCCAGGCUUUUUAGCUUAUCAUGAGCGCUGCGCCUUCAAGCCAGAAGAAUGGCAUGAGACUCGCACUCGCAAAGGCACAUAUGCCGUAUACGGAUCGCAAUGGGCGUCAUACCUGCGUCCGGAGGAAGUGCACCUGAUGACGUCACUGGGCAUGCGCGCGGGCCUGCGCGGCGCCGCGCUCUGGGCCAUGGACCUCGACGACUGGCGCGGCGCGUGCUCCUGCGUGCCGCGGCCACUCCUGACAGCUAUGAAACAAGCCGUACAUGAACCGCUGUUAGCACCUUCCUUGUGUAUAUAGAAGUUUAUAAUCAUUUUGAAGAUUGGUGAUAAUAUUAGAGUAAACUCAGAAAGCAUUUUUUUACCGUAGUUCUUAGCGUUUUAGUAAUUGGAUUUCUUUGACACGAGAAAACAAGAAAAACAUAGAGAAUGAAUGUUUGUCCAUUGUUAGGUACUACUAGGUAGCAUACGUUAUGAUUAAUUUUUGAAUUAUGAAUCGUUAUUCAUAAACGUCUGUCAGAUCUAACAUGCCGUGGAUUGUUUUCUUCUGUUAACGAUGAAUCCUACAUGAUAUUAUGAUGUAAGCAGGUAAAAUUACUGUCCAUUAUAUGGACAAAAACAUAUUGGUGAAUUUUGUGCCAACUACAUAUUUCUAAAUGAGAUUGAAAAAUACUAGAAAGUACUGAUAGCAUAAUAUGUACAGAAAUAUUAUUGUGAUAUUUUUUGUAGAAUAUAGAAAGUUUCUAAAUAAAUUAUUUUAUUUAC
Messenger RNA from Cydia splendana, 9584 nucleotides. It is a transcript of the gene ChiR1, whose product is annotated as probable chitinase 10. NCBI's taxonomy places the organism in Eukaryota, Metazoa, Arthropoda, Insecta, Lepidoptera, Tortricidae. Gene Ontology annotation, biological process: chitin catabolic process; carbohydrate metabolic process. The transcript has 52 exons. Gene Ontology annotation, molecular function: chitinase activity; chitin binding. Bases 247 to 9120 code for a protein of 2957 amino acids. The record is from RefSeq and is a predicted model, not a curated record. Gene Ontology annotation, cellular component: extracellular region.